AUGGUGCUGGGAAUCGUUAUGAUGUCGGCAAUGCUGCCGACUAUGAUUGGCCUAAACGAAGCAACCUCCGGUACUCGCGAUCGCGAAGAAAGUCGCCGCGAUUCCUCUCGGAAACAACGAUGUCAUCUUGUGGCGACCUGUAAGAUCAAUGAAGGGAACCAGCGGCAGCGGGAACAAGUUCACAAUGCUAAAGUGUACGCGGGGUCGGAUGGUAAACUAUACAUCACCAAAUAUCCCAAAUCAUCAAUGGCUCCCUUCAACGGCGGCUUCUACACCCAUCCAGCCUUCGCUCCUGACAACACAUCAGGGAUGGUAACCGUGACUGGGGAGAACCCACCAACUCUACGAUGGGUAUUCCUGGACUCCGGCACACACGAAAUGCGCUGGGGCAGCCGACCAGACAGCGAGGGCCAUAUCUGUGGACCAUUUGAUUGGACAAAGGAUGAGCAGCGGGUCACGCUUGAAGGAUGGGAAGGUUGGUUGGCUGUGCGUUUUCCCGAUGAUGAGCAGCAGGAGGAGCUGGAAGCGCAAUUAGAUGUUGAUGAUGGGAGAGGAAUCUGGAGGCUAUAUUUCGAUCAACAUGAUGACGGAGCUGGUUUACCAUCUGGUGCUCAGGGACUGGAGAUACGUUUGAAGCGGGUUAUAGCGGAGUCGUGA
This is a messenger RNA of Aspergillus chevalieri, 657 nucleotides long. RefSeq lists its product as uncharacterized. The record is from RefSeq and is a predicted model, not a curated record. The coding region runs from base 1 to 657 and encodes 218 amino acids. NCBI's taxonomy places the organism in Eukaryota, Fungi, Ascomycota, Eurotiomycetes, Eurotiales, Aspergillaceae. The transcript is spliced from 2 exons.